UGAAGUGUUGGUUGUUUUGUAAUAAUGGCCUUGUUUUUAUUAUGAGUAUAUAAUUUGUGAACAAUUUUCGUGAAACAAUAUUGUUUAACACAGAACAAUGCGUUUAUAUUUAAAAAUGACCUCAAUGAAAGAAGAUGACAAGAAAGAAAUCCCGGAUUUCAUUCGUGAUCCCCAGACUGGCUGUACUUACCAAAGAUUACGGUUUUUUGGAAAGGGGGGUUUUGCAAAAUGUUACGAAAUGCAAGAUCUAGCUACAGAGCAAGUAUGGGCGGGCAAAGUUGUUUCCAAAAAACUGCUUGUGAAAAAGACCCAAAAAGAGAAAACUGCUCAAGAGAUCUCCAUCCAUAGAUCACUUCGACAUAAACAUGUGGUGGGAUUCCACAAUUUCUUUGAAGAUUCCCAGAACAUAUAUAUUUUAUUGGAGCUAUGUAAAAAACGGUCGAUGAUGGAACUGCACAAGAGGAGAAAAGCCUUGAGUGAGCCAGAAACAAGGUUUUACAUGCACCAAAUAUUGCUUGGUGUUCAGUAUUUGCACCAUAAGUGCAUUAUACACAGGGAUCUGAAACUGGGCAAUCUCUUCCUUGAUGACGACCUGCAUGUUAAGAUUGGUGACUUUGGCCUAGCUGCCAAAAUUGAAUAUGAAGGAGAGAGAAAGCAGACUGUUUGUGGUACACCAAAUUACAUUGCACCUGAGAUUUUGACUAAGAAGGGACACUCGUUUGAAGUUGACAUUUGGAGCUUAGGUUGCAUUAUGUAUACGUUGCUUGUGGGCAAACCGCCCUUUGAGACCUCCACACUACAAGAUACAUACAAGAGAAUAAAGAAGUGCGAAUACAAUGAGGGGAUAAGCAUGGCAAUAGAGGUGUGUUGUGGUCCAUGGAAAACCCUCGGUGCGCGAUAUGCGCAAGCCGUUAUCAACAAUAAUACACUUAGACAAGAAUACAGAAUACCAUCGGCUCUCCGAAAGCCCGCUGCUUCAAUGAUAGUCCUGCAGCUCCAAGCGAACCCAUCUCUUCGUCCCUCUGUGGACAAAUUGCUUCAGCAUGAGUUCUUCUCAUCCGGGAUAAUGCCGGCGGCUCUGCCAGUUUCUUGUUUGACCACAGCUCCUCGACUUGACCAGUUGAUUGAGGGUGAACCAAUACACAGACGACCACUUAAUGAAGUUAACAGUAAUGACAUGAUGGCGGUAGAUUCGCCAGUGAAGCCCCAAGUACCAGCAGAGCUCCGAGCAGUGGAACCCACCGCCCACAGGAAGGACCUUAUGACGCUUCGUGACCAAAUUGCUUCGUUGCUCACUAGCAAGCUGAAAUGCCGUCCCGAGUGCCUGACUGAUGAGUUAAGUGACCCUGCAGCUCAACCAUUGGUGUGGGUCGGGAAGUGGGUGGACUAUAGUGACAAAUAUGGCUUCGGAUACCAAUUGUGUGAUGAAAGUGUUGGAGUCAUGUUCAAUGAUACAACCAAGCUUAUUAUGCUUGCUAAUGGAGUGACCGUCCACUACAUUGACCGACAAGGCAAAGAGCAGUAUAUGACAAUGCACAAAUACCCAUCGGAGCUGGAGAAGAAGAUGAAACUCUUGACUUACUUCAGAAGAUACAUGACCGAACACCUUAUGAAAGCAGGUGCAUCAGUAUCAGUGCGGGAGAGUGACGGUCUGUCUCGAUUGCCUCAUCUCCACCAAUGGUUUAGAACAACUCUGGCCGUUAUCAUGUACCUGACCAAUGGCACGCUACAGAUUAAUUUCCAAGACCACACAAAGAUCAUACUAUGUCCUCUAAUGCAAGCGGUGACAUACAUAGACGUAGACAAAAACUUCAGAACAUUCAGAUUUGCAACGAUCGAGGAACAUGGCUGCGACAAAAAACUCUACACAAAUCUCAAAUAUGCUUUAGAAAAAAUGAACAGUAUUUUAACGAACAAGUUGUGUUAAAUUAGAUUUUGAAAUAUAUUUUUACAUAUUUUAAAUGUUACCCGGUUAAUUUUUUUGGGUUCCAAUAGACGAUCGAAUUAGCUUCGUAAGUGAAGAGGGCGAGUCUGUUAUGAUGUGUAUUGAAUAAAUUUUUGGAUAUCUUUCAAUACUAAAUUUAUUUGACAGGAAAUUUACUGAAAAACUUUUGAUUUACAUAUCGACGCUAAUAUUCAAAUAUUGCUAUAUUCAACAUUUAAUAGAUAGCAUUAUAACCGGAAACAGAUUUUUAAAUAUACCCAAAGGGCAAGAGUUAUGAUAAAAAGUUUACUCAAGGAAUUUCAUUUUUAAACAAAUAUUAAUAAAACUUUAAAUCUCCGCCUUAGAUUAUGUGUAUCAGUACAAUAUUACCAAAAUUUGACUUAAUAAUAUAAUAAUUGAUUUGCAUGCACCAAUGAAAUUUGAAUUUAAUUUUCAAUAUUAAUAAUUUUAAUUACAAUUUUAAUUUAGUGUGAAAAAUUAAACCUCUACAACUUACACAGAUUUUACUUUAUACUAACUGAGAAAUAUAAUCAAAUUAUUUGGAUCUAUAUUGUAGAGAAUAGCAGACUUGGUCCCUAAUUUCCCAUUUAUUAGCGAUCAAUUUUACUAAGGAUUUUUAGAACAUUGUUUAUCCACAUUCCACUGGUUGGUUUUUAUUAUUUUGACAUUUGUAUAACUUAAAGUAAGAUUAUGAUUGGAUAUGACAUAUGCAAGAAAUACUUAGAGCUAAGUCUGAACUUAGAGCACAUACUUUCUGGUCUAAUUAUUUAUUAAGUGCAUGGUAAGCAAGAUGUUAGCAAAUUCUUUUUUUAUUCACUUGUGAGCUAAGUCUAUUUUUUUAACUAAGUGCUGUACUUAGCGCUAAGUAUUGAAUUUUAAUCUUACGUUAAGCAUGCAUUUUAAAUUUCUUAUUUUACAGUUAUAGAGCGAUUAUGAUUGGUCAUGACAUUAGAGGGAUAUAAUAUGAAGUUUCAUAAUUAUUUUAAAUUUUUCACUCUUAAAAUAUUUUUAUCCAAAAGCAUCAUGACUGAAACACUGGUGCGAUAUAAUGAUCCUUUGUAUUGUUUUUAGUUUUAUAAACUCUUAUUUUUUAAGGUUGUGUGCUUCAAUAUUUGAUUAUGACUAAUUCUGAUGUUCACAAUUUAGACAAUCUAAAUGAUUGAAAGUCAAAAUAUCUUUUAUUAUAUAUAAUUAUUUUUCCAGGUGUUUGCUAUUGGCCAAAUUAAAGAAGUACAUUUAUUUAUUUAUAAUUAAUAAAUAUUGGUUGCAUUUUGUGUACAUUUUAUAGUAUCGGUCACAUGUUGUUUUUUGAUGGCAGGGUUUAUGAUGACUAAACUAUUUUUAGUCUAGAUUUGAACAUCAGAAAUAGAAUUGUUGAUCGGAAUAUCUGAGUAUGAUUUUACGAUGUUGAAGCACUGCAUUUUUAGCAACAUUUCUUAGAAAAUAAUUAUUAAUAUUAUUACGCUAAUUAGAGGAUAAUAAUUGACAAUAAAGGUUUUAAUAAAA
Messenger RNA from Pieris rapae (cabbage white), 3451 nucleotides. RefSeq names its product serine/threonine-protein kinase polo (gene polo). Gene Ontology annotation, molecular function: protein binding; protein serine/threonine kinase activity; ATP binding. Lineage: Eukaryota; Metazoa; Arthropoda; Insecta; Lepidoptera; Pieridae. Gene Ontology annotation, biological process: mitotic cell cycle; regulation of cytokinesis; protein phosphorylation. Gene Ontology annotation, cellular component: spindle pole; cytoplasm; nucleus. The coding region runs from base 98 to 1927 and encodes 609 amino acids. The transcript is spliced from 12 exons. The record is from RefSeq and is a predicted model, not a curated record.